Messenger RNA from Drosophila grimshawi, 1224 nucleotides. It is a transcript of the gene Atx-1, whose product is annotated as ataxin-1. The record is from RefSeq and is a predicted model, not a curated record. The transcript is spliced from 2 exons. Gene Ontology annotation, molecular function: RNA binding; protein binding. Gene Ontology annotation, biological process: regulation of DNA-templated transcription. NCBI's taxonomy places the organism in Eukaryota, Metazoa, Arthropoda, Insecta, Diptera, Drosophilidae. The coding region runs from base 547 to 1185 and encodes 212 amino acids.
GGCGCCUGGCGCAUAAGAUGCAAUACCAAACGCAACCUGCUCAUCCCCAUACAAAUACGUAUGGUUAUUUCCAUGUCGCGGCGCCGGGACAGCUGUCGUCGGGUCGGCCAGGCGAGCGCAUCCCUUGGCAACGGUUGACGACGAAAGACGGAUUCAGGUAAUUGCUUCGGGCUGGCAUUGUGAAAAGCACUCGCGCUUACCUGUUGCUAUGAACACGAUUCGAGUGGCCUGUGAGGCGGGGUGUGGGAGUGGGCGUAGUGCCACUGGCAGUGACAGUUGUAUUAGUGGGCGGAAUGGGUCAUAAAACAACAGGUAAACAGCUGAAAAAAAAACGUGUGCGCUGGCUGCGCCGAGUAUCCCUGGAAAUUCCGAGAACACGCACCACGCAAUUGAAUCAAUGCAACAAGCAGUGCAAGUUUCGAUUCGGGACACUAUUCAAGUGCAACUCCAGUGAACAAGUCGUGUGUACGCAUCAAGCAUCCAGUGCAAGCAAUUGCUGCACAAAACAUUCUUGAGCCACUGUCGCAACCAAUUACAAGCGGCAACAUGUUGAAUGAAACAGGCACUUUUAUUGAUCUCAGCAAUGUGACAAUUGAGGCGAGCGCCUGCUUUAAGAGGGGCACCCACAUUGAGCUAUCCAAUGGCUAUCUCCGACGUGUCGAGGAUAUACGCACCGAAGACUUCAUUCAGUCCGCGAUGCGCAGCCAGCAGUACGUUAAGGAGGCGACCGUUGUGAAAAUUGAUGUGAAUGGCCAAUGUCCCCAAGUCGCUGCUAUAACCUUUAGCUAUGACAACAAUUAUGCCAAGAUUCAUCUAACCGUGCAGUCGUGGCAUCCGAUAUUUGUGUAUGGCCAGGGUUGGGCCUCUUGCAAUCCACAGUUAUCGCACCAGCUCUUUCAGCUCAAUUGCCAGCUGCUGCAGGUGGGCGACAUUUGUUUGUCGCUGGGUCCGCAUGAUGAUGCACCAUCACCACCAAUACCAUCGCCACCACCACCAUCCCGACAACCAGCUGCAUUCGUCUCAGCACCGAUGCCAGGGCCGAAUUUCCCGGAUGCUUUGGAACCAAUCGACUUGAGUUAUGGAUACGGCCCAAAUCCAUCCCGAAUGCAAUUUGAACCUAAUGCUCAGAUGGUCAAUUAUGUUUCCAACUACUCUCAGAUGAUGGGGGAUAAUAAGCAAAACUAAAUAUCUAAACUGUUGAGUAGAAUAUAUAUAUAUUUUUUU